AUUUCAUCCGUUUGGGAAAGUAACCUUAUGCAUAAAACGUACCUUAAUUCAUCCUCAAUAAAAUUAUAAAUAGAAGAACAAUAGACAACAGAAUGAUAAGAAAAGCUGCUUUUGUUAAUAGGGGAAAAUGGGCUUAAGCUAAUAGGAAGUUUAAGCUAAUAGGAAGAAACUAAACACUUGCGGGAAAUUUAGCCACCAAUCACAAAAUCAGUUACUUUUUCAUAUUUUUCCCUGAUAAGGCAUUUUAAACAUAUCAUAUUUCAAUAACCUUCGUAUCUUCAUAUUAAUACAAAUCACAAUAAACUUCAUUAACUACGAUUGCUAUUUUAAAACGCUGACGCGAAAAUCUAAAAACGAAGAUACAACACACAAAGGGUAUUUUCAAAGAAAAUCUAAAGAAUAUCCUAUCCUAUGAUGAUUAAUCUUCCAAUUACCUGUUUCUGAUUACCAGUCAUUUGAUCAAUAUGUUAGUGAAUAAAAAAGACAGGAAACCAGAUUGAUUAAGGAUAUCGUAAUUGCCAAACACAAUCCGGAUUAUCAAGCAAAAUGUAGCUAAUACGAAUUGUUCGUAUGGCCAUAUCGAAUACAAUUACAAGUGGGAUGUAAUUAGUUGUUCCUUAAUGAGCUAGAACUUGUGUAUAUUGUGGAGUUUUGUUCUCCGUGGAUCUUACCUUCAACGAAGCGAGAGGAGCUGUGUUUACUAACUUGCAAGUAUAAAAUUGAAUCAAGCGUUGAUAGUAUAUGUUCAAGUGAAAAUGAAGCUUAUAUUAUUAGUAUUGUCUGUUACAAUUUUAACAUGCGUUGUGAGUAUUCCAACUCCAUCAAAGAAAGGUAAUGCAGCUAUGGAAAACAUCUUAGAAGUAAACAAUAAAUGCGGCAAAGGUUAGUUGUUAAGUGUAAUAGAAAAAUAAAUUUAUCAAAUAGACGCUCCAUUAACUCUUAUUACAUAUUUGCUUUGUUAUUUUAUCAGCUUUGACUAACGUAUUAUUGACGAAAAGAUGACUUCUGAACAGUAUGAACUUCAUAAAGCAAACCCUAAAAAAAGUCGAAGAAGAAGAGCUUUGUCGAGAAAAAGUGCAAACAUUCUAUGGCCAGGAAAACACUUCACUACACCAUCUCUUCCCAAUUUGAAUCAACGCACAAACAAGUGAUAUACUCUGCCAUAAAUGCUAUCCAAUCAAGAACUUGCAUUCGUUUUCAAGAGCACAGAGAAGGUUCUGCAUCUACUGGUCAUGUUAGAAUGUACCCAGGCUCUUUUUACUAUCAUUCACACCAGUGUAUAUACUAAUUCCAGUCAGAUCUUUGUUGCCCUAAAGUACCUAACAAUCGUCGCAAUAACUAAGCAUUAUCCCUAAAGAAUAACUUAUCAAGGAAAUGUCCUUCUUAUUUGACAGAUGCUGGUCUUACAUUGGAUACACAAGAUUCAGUCAAGAUUUAUCACUUCAAGCACCAGGGUGUGUACACAAAGGAGUUAUCGUCCAUGAACUUCUUCAUGCACUUGGUAUAUUUCAUGAACAAUCCAGAGCUGAUCGAGAUAGUUACGUCCAGAUUCACCUGGAAAAUGUCCAACAAGGUUUGGAAUAUAACUUCGAUAAGGAAUCGACAGAAAGUCUUGGGGUUGAAUAUGAUCCAAAAUCCGUGAUGCACUACUCAAGGUUUGUUAUUGUUGCCCUUACCUUCACCAGAUAAAUCAGAUUUCUCUCCGCGUAGUUAGUUAUUUGUAUUUAAACGUUAUUCUACCUUAACGCUCUUUAUUUGUAGUUGGGCGUUUUCAAAUGGUGAAGGACCCACUAUUUUAUGGAAGAAAAAUCCAUCGCUAUCAUUUGGGAGUAAUGAUUUAACCGAACUGGACAUAAUACAGCUAAACAAAUUGUAUGAUUGUAAUAAUGUCCCCACACCUACAACAACAACGACAACGACCACCAGACCAACAACCACAACAACUACAACAACCACCAGACCAACAACAACUACAACGACCACUAGACCAACGACAACUACAACGACCGCCAGAUCAACCACAACUACAUUGACUACCAAACCAACGACAACGACAACGACCACCAGAUUAACAACAACUACAACGACCACCAGAACAACAACAACUACAACGACCACCAGACCAACAACAACUACAACGACCACCAGACCAACGACAACUACAACAACUACCAAACCAACGUGAACUACAACCACCGCCAAACCAACGACAACUACAACCACCGCCAAACCAACGACAACUACAACGAUCGCCAAACCAACGACAACUACAACGACCACCAGACCAACAACAACUACAAGCACAAGUACAACGACCACAUCAGAGCCUUCCAAAGGGUGUAAGUAUUUUCUCAUUGCAAUUUUAAGCGAAAAAAACACAUUAGUUUUGUAUAAUUUUGUUAAAUGCAAAUAUUUUCUUUUGCAGCAUGCGGAGACAAGUCAUUCAUCUGCAUAAAUGUGCCAUUCUACAAAGACUUUUAUUGUCAAUUGUAUUCUGAACAAUGUCCUCGAUCAUGUGGAAAAUGCAGUAGAUCUGAAAGUGAAAUGUGCUUGAACCUGACCAACGAACCUUACACUAAUUGCGAAUGGUUGGCCAGGGCAGGAUAUUGUCAACAUGAAAAUCAAUACACUCGUUAUAAAGCCAAGAAGAAAUGUCCUCGAACAUGUUGUGAGCGAGGUGAAUUGUACAAGAAACCUAAUCCUCAAAAAGAUUAACAAGCAUUCGAAUGGUUUAUUGUCAAAAAAAUGAUGUUUUUUGCCACAUAUUUCAGAGUAAAUCAUAUAUCUUUGUUAGUCGCCAUGUUAAGAACUGAAAUUAAAUGCACAAGGACAUCAACUUUUAUCCGA
Molecule: messenger RNA, 2847 nt
Organism: Hydractinia symbiolongicarpus
Lineage: Eukaryota; Metazoa; Cnidaria; Hydrozoa; Anthoathecata; Hydractiniidae
Product: astacin-like
Exons: 3
Coding region: 1375-1689 (104 amino acids)
Biological process (GO): proteolysis
Molecular function (GO): zinc ion binding; metalloendopeptidase activity
Source: RefSeq, a predicted model, not a curated record